AAUGCCAUGACGUCACAGUUGGCACCUCGCAACGGCUUCAAUGGAGGAGUAGGAACUAAUACAAAUCCCAAAUGAAAGUCCCCUUCUCCCGUUAUAAAUGAAAGAGGAACCGGCAAGCGGCGAUCUGGGAGCGGAAACACAAAUGUGUUUCCACAACCGGAUCGUCAACCCAGUUCCAUGGCGUCUGUCGAAGGCCUACAAGAAAGCCCAUCCGGCAGACUUCCGCUCGGAAUAUCAGGAGGCGUACAAGUGGUGGGAGUUCCAGCCCCCGAGGGAUCCCCUGAAGCCUGUGACGGCCAACCACGAGACCAACGCCGUCACGGACAUGCAGUCGCUCUACAGGAAGGACUUCGUCACCCAUUCAGUGAAAGAAAGCAAACGCGCACCCAUCAAGCAGAAAGAUGAGUACAUUGUCCCUCGACCCAAGGCCCGUUUGAGGACCACAUACCGGUCGGACUAUACCGAACAGAAACUUUCAGCAACCAAUUCGUUCAAGCCAAACCCGGUUUACGAGUCCCCGAAGGUCAAGUUCAGAGGUCAGUCUGUUUACCAGAGUGCGUACGAGGCUUACGAAGCGGAACUAGCACGAUCAUGUCGGCCAUCCCUCAUCAUGCCAGUUGAAGGUAUUGAGGUCUCCAAGGCGACAGAUGGCAAUAAUGUCUCUACCUGCCAGGACAGCUACCCAGCGCACAAGAACGUGGAACGCCCGUCUCUAAUCAUACAGGAUGACAACAAGAUCCAGCCCGACGGGCCGUUCGACAGCACCACCAUGUAUAAAUCAAACUACACCAAGACAACAACGAAGGCACCACGAAAAGCCAUAGGCCAGAUACUUACCCCAAAAAGGCAGCCACCAUUUGAGGCUGUGUCAACAUUCAUGGCCGACUACAAGCAGCAUAAGAACGCGAGGCGGGAGCCGAGCUGUCGACCCCCAGAGGCCACGGUCGUCGUCGCCGACGUUCCCUUCGCGAAAGAGACUACGACGUCAACAACAUACAAGUCGUGGCCGGUCCAGCCCAAAGAAAACCACACGUGGGCUAAGAAGGCCGAGUACAAGCUACCUCCCGGCAAGCUGCUUUUAAACACUACAUAUACGAUGGAUUACCAAAAUCCGAUCCCUCCCAAGCCACGUGCCAUCCCUAGAGUUCCGAGUGGCGCCGGCCAGGACAUGAUCAAGCACGCGAAUGGUGACUCUAGUGGGGACGGCAACACUGUGUACAGGGGGAGCUAUAUGGCGUGGCAGAAUACACGCCCCGCCUCACCCUACACCCCCAAGAGGGAGUAUGAAGCACCCAAAGAGCAGAUGGCCAAUUUAUCAACACAGCAGAGUCACUAUCGGGGGGAGCAGACGAAGAGAGCAGAACUGUGUCGACACAUUUCGGAGCACCGGCGGCUCAACCAGCUAAAAAGCAUGUGCUUCCGAACAACAUAUAAAGACACGUAUACUGGUGGUGUUGCGCGGCCAAAAAGUAGUCCCUCUUCUUUGAGCAGUAGCUCACCUGGUGUAAAGACUUGCCCUGCUACUACCUGUGUCCCAGGUAAUGUGGAAACCAAGUCGCCGGCAGAGACAAACACCACCAGCACAGUCAACGUGUCAAACGACUCGGGCGUCGACGUCGGCAAAGUAGAAAGUAAUUAAAAAUGGCGGAAGGAUGCAGUUCACUUGAUCUCAAAGUGAAAAUAACACAAAUAACAAAUUGAAAACAUAUUUUUUUAUGAACCCUUUCGCAAUACAUCUGUUUUAUUCUGUUGUCAUUAAACCCGCAUAAUGUGGCUUUUAUACGACGUUUCAUUUCGGUGAAUGAUUUGAAAUUGAUAAUUUUACUAAAGAUCAAAUUGGAAGACAUUUAAACUUUCAUAUAACAUGCCAUGACAUUGUAACCUUACGUGGAUUUCAACGUGUUUUCUGUAUAUGGUACUAUUUUGUACUCCUUUACUGAAUGUACAAAUGAAUGUAUUUGAAAUAAUUUCUGAGUGUCGCAUAUUCAGUGGUUUGUGAUGUAACUUAAUAUUUUAUAUCCAAAUAUUGCAACUUGUAUAAUUUACAUGUGAGUUUCUCAUGAUCUUUUCUGAAACAUUUCAUGGAGCAUUCUAUUUUGAUACAAUUUUUAAUACAGAGAACAUUGUCUUUACACUGGACCCGGUUAUUUGUAGAUAUUUACAAUGGUAUAUUACAAAAUUCUAUUAUUAACAGUUUUACUCACUGAUAUACACUUUAAAGGCUUAGAAAUUGCAUAUACGGAGUGUGCCUAUAAAUCUGUUUAACAUAUGUUAUAUGGCAAUGGUUUCACAAAUAUUUGUGUUUGACACAACAGACGGGAUUUAUACGGCUGGUCUGUUUUCAGUGUGUAAUCUUGUAUAGGUCGCCUCAAUAAAGAGAAGACAUGUUUUUUU
Messenger RNA from Haliotis rubra (blacklip abalone), 2394 nucleotides. RefSeq names its product stabilizer of axonemal microtubules 1-like. The transcript has 9 exons. Gene Ontology annotation, cellular component: axonemal microtubule; ciliary basal body; cytoskeleton. Gene Ontology annotation, molecular function: microtubule binding. The coding region runs from base 98 to 1639 and encodes 513 amino acids. Gene Ontology annotation, biological process: microtubule anchoring. NCBI's taxonomy places the organism in Eukaryota, Metazoa, Mollusca, Gastropoda, Lepetellida, Haliotidae. The record is from RefSeq and is a predicted model, not a curated record.